Messenger RNA from Saitoella complicata NRRL Y-17804, 742 nucleotides. RefSeq lists its product as uncharacterized. Gene Ontology annotation, molecular function: nucleic acid binding. The transcript is spliced from 2 exons. Lineage: Eukaryota; Fungi; Ascomycota; Saitoellomycetes; Saitoellales; Saitoellaceae. The record is from RefSeq and is a predicted model, not a curated record. The coding region runs from base 195 to 695 and encodes 166 amino acids.
GGACCUUGUCAAUGUUUGGGGGAAGUUCAUCGGACUUUUGCCGGAGGAGGUAGGGGAGUUUGUGGAGGGGGUGAAUGGGUUACUUCCAAUGUUUGAGCUAUGACGAAGCUUUGGAUGACACUGACUGACCUCGUGCGAACAGUGUUUUCGAUACGAAGUAUUUCGCUACUCGGAGCGAUCCCGACGUCUCGAAGAUGUUCCCGGAAACACAUCUACAAGCACUCGCCAAAUGGGCCGACUCGAUCCCUGAACCUCCUUUACGUACUGAACCCGAUUUCCGUCGUUAUGCGGCGUAUAAUCAGACUUUUGCACAUGAGGCUGGUUAUGAUGCCUUGGAUACUGCAAAGGUGUUCUUGAAGUUGUCAAACCUGCUCGCUCCUCGGUCUCCGUCGUCCUCUAUGCCUGAUACCAGGCCGGUUUCGCAGCAGUCGGAGGAGGAUGAGGAGCAUUUGUUCCAGCCUAGAAAUGCAGUGGGUAAGGCGGUAGAUACUCUCUCAGCGGUAACGAAUAAGUUUGCGGCGUUGUUGAAUGCGGAAGCGGAUCCGGAGCCGGAGGAGAAGGAGAAGCCGUUACUGGGUUGGGAGGACGAGCAGUGGCGGAAACUCAUCGGUAAUCUUACUGUUGGUGGGACUGAGACUGGAUACAUGGCCUUGAAGGGACUGGAAACAAACGGGACGAACGGCGGGGUUGUUUAGAAGUAGAAGUUUAUAACGUAGCGCUGAACCCAAAACGUCUGGCAAAG